This is a messenger RNA of Lineus longissimus, 1506 nucleotides long. RefSeq names its product probable cytosolic iron-sulfur protein assembly protein CIAO1 homolog. Gene Ontology annotation, cellular component: cytosolic [4Fe-4S] assembly targeting complex. Bases 56 to 1057 code for a protein of 333 amino acids. The transcript has 7 exons. Gene Ontology annotation, biological process: iron-sulfur cluster assembly. Lineage: Eukaryota; Metazoa; Nemertea; Pilidiophora; Heteronemertea; Lineidae. Gene Ontology annotation, molecular function: protein binding. The record is from RefSeq and is a predicted model, not a curated record.
CAUGCGAGUUCGGCCAAAUUGCAUCGUCUUGAAAAGUGCAUGAUUUCUGCUAAAAAUGCUAUUUGAACGAGCUUGCACUCUCAGUGGACAUUCAGAUCUGGUUUGGAACGUUUGCUGGAGUCCUGACGGUUCAUUACUGGCAAGCUGUGGUGGUGACAAGUCCAUCAGAAUAUGGGGGAAAGAAGGUGACAAGUGGGUGUGCAAGACCAUCCUCGAGGACGGUCACACCCGUACAGUCCGGAGUAUAGACUGGUCUCCAUGUGGGAGGUACCUGGCCUCUGGGAGUUUCGAUGCAACAGCGUGUAUUUGGAGCAAGACAGGGAAUGACUUUGAAUGCAUUGCCACAUUAGAGGGACAUGAGAAUGAAGUCAAGUGUGCUGCUUGGGCCCCAUCUGGACAGUAUUUGGCAACAUGCAGCAGGGAUAAGAGUGUGUGGUUAUGGGAAGUUGCUGGUGAUGAGGAAUUCGAGUGUGCCAGUGUUUUAAGUUCACAUUCACAGGACGUGAAAAAGGUGGUGUGGCACCCUCAUAAAGAUGUUCUGGUAUCAGCAAGUUAUGACAACACGCUCAAGUUUCAUAAAGAUGAUGGUGACGACUGGAUAAGCUUCACUACAUUAGAGUCCCAUGAGUCUACCGUGUGGAGUAUGGUAUUUGAUAAGACUGGGAAAAGGCUCAUAUCUGCCAGUGAUGACAGAACCUUAAAAGUGUGGAAGGAAUACUCAAAAGACAACCCUGAAGGCAUUGUGGUGCCAGGCAAUGAUGCAGUAUGGAAAUGUGUCUGCACAUUAUCGGGGUAUCACACAAGACCAGUUUAUGAUGUAGCAUGGUGCCCACUUACCAACCUCAUAGCGACAGCAAGUGGUGAUGACAUGAUACGAAUAUUCUCUGAGGACCUGACCGCCACUGAUCCAAACCAACCAUCUUUUGAACUCAGUCAUACUCAGAACAAUGCUCAUAUGGAAGAUGUGAACUGUGUAGCUUGGAAUCCUAAAGUUCCUGGAUUAUUAGCAUCUUGUAGUGACGAUGGUGAUAUCAAGAUUUGGAAUUGUAGUGCAUGAUGAAAGUGAAAUGGACUGUCAUCGUCUUGACCGUCUUGUAAUUGGACUGAGAUUGUGACUAUGCAUACAGUCCUUGUCUCAACGGUUUUAGAUUGGACUGACAUUGUGACAUUACAGUGCUAUUUUAUAGAUUUAGACUCGUCUAAAAUGAUAAAUAUUUCUGGUCAAGGCACUUUUGAAAUGAGCAGAUUGUGAUGUCUUGACAGAGAUUGUGACAGUACAGUGCUUGACAGUCUUUGACUGGCUUGAGAUAGCGACAAUACAGGUCCAGUCUUGAAAGUCGGAGUACACAAAACUACAUGUCAGCAUGCUGUUAUUAGCUAGCAUGCUUUAAAAAUAACGACUGUGUCCAGAUGUGCUGCAUUAGGCCCUCUUGCUGCAUUUGUGAAUAAACUAUAUGGUACAGUGUGCUGGGAUUGUGUCACAUACUAUAAUGGAGACUACUUUUA